Molecule: messenger RNA, 2679 nt
Organism: Mesorhabditis spiculigera
Lineage: Eukaryota; Metazoa; Nematoda; Chromadorea; Rhabditida; Rhabditidae
Source: the annotation of a GenBank genome assembly
AUGGCUGCAGAUUUGGGCCGCAAGGAUUUGAAGCCGCAAGACGCCGAGGAGAUUCCCGUCGUGUCGGACGCCGAACUGCGUCCCUGUAGCCAAUGCCUUCAGCCGUUGGGUCCGUUUCGAUACUGGAACCAGGGCUGCAAGAACCUCCACCAAGUUUGCCGCGCCUGCUAUGAAGCGCGAGUAUCAGAGGGCGCGGUUGCCGAGGAAAUCUGCCUGACUUGCGAAAAAAUGGGAGUUAAGAAAAAGGUGGGUGCGGGAACCUCGUCAAGGAAAAAACAUGCACCGAAGGAAAAGAUGCCCAUGGUGACCGUACGGCUGGGCCUGGAUGAUGUCGCGCGAAACCCUGAGUUUGGGCAUACCAUCGGCUAUAAGACGGUACUCAUCAGCGGCAUCGAGCGGAUCCCGGAAGAUGUGCAGCAUGAACAUUGCAAGCAACUCUUCAAAACAGUCGCCCGUCUGCCGUUAAAACAAUUCUUUAAAUGCUAUGGUCACCCGCGGUUCGGCAAGGUCCUUUUGACAAUGCCGACACAAGAAGCUGCCGAAAAAUUCAUUGAACGAUAUAAUGGCACCGUUUUCCCGGGAUAUAGCUACGUUAUGUCCAUGGAGCAUGAGACUUUUGCGAAGGCAACAAAAGCUCGAGUGUCGGCUCAAGAUGUUUUGAGGGAGCUGUUGGGUGGUGGAGCAGAUGUGAAUCAACCAUAUGUAACACUCCAAAGAGAUCGAACUGGCAAGAGCUGCUUCAUCAACUUCACUAGCGCAGCGGCCGCGAAAAAGGUGAUGCUAGCGUUUCACGGCAAGCCCUAUCCAAACGCGGACGGACUCCUUGUCAUUACUUACUUCAAAAGAGGCGGCAAAGAAGACGAAGACUUUGUUCUUGAGCUCAAGGUUGCAGAAAUGGAAAUAUCAGCUGAACCUGAGGCUGAGGCCAACGAGCUUGCAAACGCCGAUACCGUUCCCGAAAUGGCCAUGGCUCCAGAAGCAGCUAUACCGAGAGAGCGCGUUAGAACCCGGCGCGUAAAAUCAGAUGUCAAAAAACUACAGGAUCUUUUCACCUCGUUGGAAGAACAAGGGGCAGAUUUCCGAACCAUGCUGUGCGCGUGGCGGCUACCAAGUCGCUCGGGGGCCCUGCAUAAUUCCGCCUACUGCCCAUCCUUCAGGAAAGUGCUGGAAUGCGAGGCUGGAGAGUUGAUCACACCUUGCGCUGUCAAAAUAAGAUACCAGCAUCUUCACACGGAAGGGGGCUUGAUGAUCUUUAUUUUCGUUCUGGGGAGAGAGUGUCCUGAAAGCCUAACCGGUGACAUCGAGAAAAUUAGAAUCGGUGAAUGUACUCUCAAAUGCGACAAGUUCUGGAUUGGAGACAAUUUGCCGCGACUUAUCAAAGACUUCCGAGACGGAUGGUUGGAAAAAUUGAGGAAAAGUAUUGGCGAUCUAUUACCUAAGGUGUCUAAACUGGCGUUUAAGCGCGGCAGGAUCAUCUGUGUUUGGUGGUUUACGGAGGAGUUCGGUGGACGGCCGCUUGAAGAGAUAUUUGCCAGUGUACUGAACGGACUUGUAUGCAACGAUGACAAUUACCUGGAAUUCGAGCGCUUCGAGAACGGGAAUGAUUCGGUACUUUUCCUGCUGCUUGAUCCGGACGUUGAGCCAAAGACGGUACAGCGGGCCAUCAAGAAAAUACAAAACGGCGAGGACCACUUGAGCUGCAAGAUAUUUAAAAAACCAGCACUCCUACGUCAUGAUUUGGCAUGGAAAAGGAAGACCAAGAGAUCCUGGACUCUACGCGGUCGCCUUCGGGCCCGACGAUUGGCACUACUCCUUGGGUGUAACGUCUUUAGUUCGAGGCCUCGGAAGAAACGGAUAAUCCUUUGGAUGUCUUUUGACUCGGAUAAGCAUCAAGAGGCUCGGAUCAAAAAAUUCGAAACUCGGGAAAUCCCCAAUAACGAAAAAGAUCUACCAUUUGACUACUGCUGCUUCUGCAAUCUGUUCGAUACGGAUGUGGAGAACGCGAGUAAUUGUGUACGGCUGCCAUGUGGUCACCUCUGUUGUGGGAGAUGCAUUCAUUUCAGCUACCCGCUGCGCUACCUUUGCGAAUUGUGCCUACAUUGGGAUAAGGUGGAUUCGCGCCCUUUGAAUGUCAACUUCCGAAAUUAUGGAAUUCUGGCCUUUGAGGAGGAUGUCUUCAACGAGGAGGACAUGAUGACGUGCAGAUUAUGUUUGAAUCGGAGCUUCCAUCUCGUGAGGAAAAUGGACAAGAAGACGUUCUACUGGCUGCCGGACGGAUCGUUGAGCUGCCCAGAAUGUGCCGAUAAUGACUGGGUUCAGGACAUUGUGGAAACUACACGUUUUAUGCCGGCGAUGCGAAAACUAUUUGAUUACGUCCACAACCGUUUCGCUGGAUUACACCUACUAUGGAAGCCUGAACCACGACGCGUGGAGAGUAUUCCAACAAGCCCAGAGCCCACACAUCUGGAAUUUUGCAAGAAGGAUUGGGCGGAGAAGUGGGCUUGCUAUGAGUCAAAGGAAAAAGCCCUAGAGGCUGAGGUCAAAGCAUUGAAGGAAACGUCGAUGACGCGAGAUCAAAAUGCUGCGAACCAGAAACAAGCGAUCGCGCAGCUUCAGCAAGUCAUAGCGAUGUUACAGUUGAAUGACGACGAUAAGAAGCCGGAACAAGCGGAACUCUCU